Messenger RNA from Schistocerca gregaria, 2275 nucleotides. Its product is annotated as hemicentin-2-like. Lineage: Eukaryota; Metazoa; Arthropoda; Insecta; Orthoptera; Acrididae. The transcript has 9 exons. The record is from RefSeq and is a predicted model, not a curated record. The coding region runs from base 696 to 1571 and encodes 291 amino acids. Gene Ontology annotation, cellular component: neuron projection membrane. Gene Ontology annotation, biological process: synapse organization.
AGUGCCCGUCCUGCAGCCGCCGGCGCCCCUCCGCGCCCGCCCACGGCCGCUCUGCCGCUGCUGUUGCUGCUGCCUCCGCCGGCAGCCCGCGGGCAAACGCCCGACGCAAGGCGCAGGACCUGUCGCGUCCUCCCGGGACAGCCGACGCGCGCGUAGCCGCCCACCCCGAGGGACUCCGCCUGUCAGGCGUGUGUUCGUACCGGCGUAGCGCGUGCACUGCGAGGAACGAGCGAGCACGCACCGUCUGUUUUCCUCGUGCAUGUGCCAGCGACUGUGCCCUCCCGAGUGAUGUCCCUCGCGGCAGCUGUCACCGUGCGCUCUGGCAUUUCAGUGACAGUCCUCUGAAAAGUGUUGUUUCCGAGCUUGCUGGAAGGUAUGAAGAGGAAAUUUGUUUACUGAUUCUCUCGCCUCACGUUCCUGGGAGGUGGUACGUCUUAGUGAUACGUGGUGAACCGUGUGGGAACACGUGUGUCGAAGUGACGGUAGCGAAGUGACAGAUGAAUUUAGCUCGCGCUUAGGAGGAUUCGACAGUCGCCAGGCUUACACAAGCUGAGACGAGGAAGCGAUUGCUGACCUAGCAAGACGGCAACUUCGUCUUAGAUACGGUGAGCAGAGGGCCCGCAUGUUGACUUGACGCCGUUUCUGGGAGAGCUGAGUCGUUCCUCGUUCACGAAAGCAAGUGCGCGGCCGCCAGGAUGCGUGGCCGGCGCGCGCUGUGGGCGCUGCUGUUGUUGCUGCUGCCGCCGCUGCUCGUCGCUAACUCCGUAGACAAAGGGAGGCGAGAGAUGCCACACCGGCACUCUGAGUGGCAGCAGCUGUGGUACUCCAACUUCGAGGAGUUCCAGCGGCUGACGGAGCCCACGUUCGACAACAACACAGUCAGCAACGUGACGGUGCAGCUGGGCGGCACCGCCUUCCUGCACUGCCGCGUGCGCAACCUGGGCGAGCGCACGAUCUCGUGGGUGCGGCGACGCGACUGGCACAUUCUGACGUCGGGGCUGUUCACCUACACCAACGACGAGCGCUUCCAGGUGCUGCACGCCGAGGGCUCCGACGACUGGACGCUGCAGAUCAAGUACGUGCAGAAGAGGGACAACGGCACCUACGAGUGCCAGGUGUCCACGGGGACGGGCAUCAUGUCUCACUUCGUCAACCUGCACAUCGUGGUUCCCGAGGCGUUCAUCCUGGGCAGUGGCGAGCACCACGUUGACGUCGGCAGCGGCAUCAGCCUCGUCUGCAUCAUAGAGAAGAGCCCGACGCCGCCGCAGUACGUGUUCUGGUACCACAACGACCGCAUGAUCAACUACGACACGGCGCGCGGCGGCAUCUCGGUGGACACGGAGCCCGGACCGAAGACGCAGAGCCGGCUCACCAUCCGGAACGCGCACGACUCCGACUCCGGCAACUACACGUGCAGCGCCUCCAACACGGAGCCCGCCUCCAUCUUCGUCUUUGUGUCCGAAGGUGACAAGAUGGCGGCCAUACAGCGGAGGAAGACGUCGUCCGGCUCUGACGUGGACGCCGUGCUGUGGUUCGUGAUCCUGCCGCUACUGGCGCUAGCUGCCAGAUAAGUUCGUCGCCCGCGACGAGCCACGAACCCCUGACCGCCGCCUGGAGGCCGGCGUCAGCCUCUCUUGUCGCAUCGCCGGCGAUGGCGCCAGUGCCAUUCUAAACAAGAAGUUUUUCACCAGUCGUGACUUUUGUCCCCCCUUGUGCCACAGAAGUAUUUCACUAUUGCUUGUAUUCUGACCCGAUCCCAGUGUAAAUGUAUUUUAAGGACAAUACCGGAACUGUAAUGAAUAGAGUAUGGACUUGCAGAUGAUUCUCUUUCGUAGGUUUUAAUAAAAUGUUUACUGAAAACUGAGACUCUUGACUACAGUGUAAGAGCCGCCUACAUCGUUCGACGAGUUCUCUGUUCGUCACAGUUAAUCAUUCUCUUCUGAAGCAGAGAAGUCCGAUGGGAAACUUAGAGGCCCACGUAAGGAGAAGAAAUUUGAAAUCCUGUACAUCAAUAUUUUAAUUCGAUGUAACUGUUACAAAUUUUAAACUUUAAGCUUCAAUUAUUGACAUUUAAAAACAUUUAAUUACAUUUAGGAUACUAUAUUCAAACGUUGUAGCCACUCUAAUUUUCUUCUUCGUUAGCUUAGCAUCAAUUAUGUAAAGACCAUAAUUUUUAUAUCCUAUGUUAUCAUGAGUAAAAAAAAUGUGUACAUAGCAUCUAGAUAUAUUGAUUCGUAAAGAAUUCCAUUAAAUCUUGAACUGGUAAAUAUUUUUA